Molecule: messenger RNA, 4422 nt
Organism: Linepithema humile (Argentine ant)
Lineage: Eukaryota; Metazoa; Arthropoda; Insecta; Hymenoptera; Formicidae
Source: RefSeq, a predicted model, not a curated record
AUAUUCGUGAAAAUGCUUAAAUGCAAUAUUUGUCUUAAAACAAUAUCUAAAAGGAACUUAAAACUGCAUCUUACGUUUGCACAUGAAACACGUGUUAAUUCUAUAAUUUAUACUUGUCCAUAUAAAGCUUGUGGGCGUUCUCUAUUAAGAAAAUAUACAUGUACUUGUAUAUUAAUACGAAAUGUUAUAUUUGGUUUUUUACAUGUUCAUGAAAAUAUGUAUGUAUAUGUAUAUUAAUGUUAAAAUUAGUUUUUUAUAUGUGUAAAACAAUUCUUUUAUUUUUGUUUAUUUAGUUUGUUUCAAAGCAAUAUUUAGCUCUUUAUAAUCAGGAUUUAUUGGAGUGUUCUCUUUGUUUUCAACUAUUGCUUUAUUCUUAAUGUACUUUUUUAAAUUGUUGCAUUUGUUCCACAGUUUUCCGUUAGCAAGACGUUUUUGUUUUGCAUUACUUGGAACAUAAUAUGUCGAUGUUGUUUCAUAUUUAAAAAGGCUGACUAUUUUAGAUUUUACUGAAAGUAUAUUGGAGCAAAAAAAGCAAAAUUUUUUGUUUCGAUAUUUCUGCAUUCACAAAAUGUUAACAGGGUGAUAUAAUAGGCCUUAAUAAAUGGAAAUAUACCAUUUUAGAAUUAUUAUGCCAACCUGUAUAUAUGUUAUAAUGAGUUAAAUGGCGUAUUAUUAUGAACACAUAACAUGUUUAAAAACCUUAAUAUUUUUUACGUAUUAGAUGCAAUAUACAAGAUGUCUAUAUACCUUAUAGUACAAAAUAAGUACGAAAUAUAAUAUGUAACCCUUAUUAGUAUAUAGUAAUCUAUUUAUUGUAUAGCACCUCCAACAAUAUAAAUAAUGUACAAUCCGUAUCAAUAAAAAAAUGUUAAAUAUGAACUUGUUAGUAUUGUUAAAUUAACCUUUUAAAAUUGUUAAAAACAAUUAAAUUAAAACCUCGGAGCGCUCUCCGAGUAUUCUGCCUUUCUAUUUCAAAUGUCGAGUAGUUGAGAAUUCCUGAUAGUUUAAUAUAGUAUUAUAGAUGUCGCUUGCGACCAUUUCAACAGAAAACAGUAUAUUCCUGUCAUAUAAUACUUUAUUUCAUGCCGGAAUUGUGUGUUUACUGCGAACAGUUUCCGUUAUCCACCGGCUUCGAAUUGGCUUCGAAUCGGCUUUUCGAAUUGCAUUGAAACGUCGUAACAUUGUUGUAAUAAUGCCGAAAAAGAGAAUAUAUGCAAAUAAGAAAGGGAGUAGAGCAAGUACUUCACGUGCAAGUCGAAGUUCAAUAAAGAGAAGGCAACCUUUAAAUAAGUAUUCUUUAGAAGGCGAAACUGAAAGUGUGAGCACGUCGGCGAAAAAACUGAAAACGAGUGCGGACGAUUACGAGAUACACGUGGACAAAACUUUUGGGUAUUGUUUCAUUAAUUUUGUUACCGUUUUUACAAGCAUUUCGCAAUUAAUUGUUUGCAAAACGUGUGGCUCGAACAUCAAGUUUGAAGAAUCCAGUUGUCGCGGUCUAGGUUUCAAAAUUGCUGUUAUUUGUGAAAAGUGCGUGCCAAAAUAUAUUAACUCUAGCCCACUUAUAAACAAUCACGCUUACGACAUAAAUCGCCGAAUGGUAUUUACAAUGAGAUUACUCGGUAUAGGAAUCAAUGGGAUUAAAAAAUUUUGUGCAUUUAUGUGUUUGCCGAUACCAGUGUAUCAGUCUUUUUAUGACAAAAUAAUUUCAAACAUUCGUGUUGCCACUAAUGCUGUGUGUGAAACUUCAAUAAAACGAGCAGCUGCAAAAGAAAAGGAGAUGUCAUUGGAAAGAGGACAGGUAGACGGGAUAACGGUUUCUAGUGACAGGACCUGGAGAAAGAGGGGAUUCUCGUCUUUGUUCGGUGUCGUAUCACUAAUAGGGUGGUGCACGGGAAAAGUCGUCGACAUUGCAAUGAAAUCUAAAUUCUGUAAGGCCUGCAGUUUGUGGAACGAAAAGCAAAAAACAAGCGAAUAUGAAGAAUGGGCUGCAAAUCACGAAGCAAAUUGCGAAAGAAAUCACGAAGAUUCGUCGGGAAAGAUGGAAGUAGACGCAGUCAUAGAAAUGUUUCAGCGGUCCGAAAAAUUGCACAAUUUAAAAUAUUCUCAUUACAUCGGUGACGGGGACAGCAAAACAUUCAAAGGCAUUUUAGAUUCGAAACCUUAUGAUGAUUUGAAUGUUUGUAAAAAAGAAUGUAUAGAUCACGUUCAAAAACGUAUGGGCACGAGAUUACGUAAUUUGAAAAAAAAUAUAAGAGGUCUUGGAGGCAAAUUGACAGGCAAACUGAUCGACGAGUUGACAAUAUACUAUGGUCUAGCUAUUCGCAGAAAUCCUAAUUCCAUUGAAGAUAUGAGACGAGAAAUAUGGGCGACUUUAUUCCACAAGAUUUCCACAGACAGCGAACCGCAGCACGACCGUUGCCCAGUCGGAGAAAACUCUUGGUGUUCUUGGCAGCAGGCGAAAGCGCACAACGAAUUACAUCAUUACCAACACAAAGCAGCUUUGAAUAAUGAAGUUUUUAAGGCUGUUCAACCAAUUUAUGAAGAACUAAGUCGAGACGAGUUGCUAUCCCGCUGUGUUGGCGGGUUUACCCAAAACAGCAACGAGAGCUUCAAUUCUGUGCUGUGGGCAAUAGCACCGAAAACCGUUCAUAGUAACAAAGCAAUCGUUGAUAUUGCCGCAAAUAUUGCAGUUUGCAAUUUUAACGAUGGUUUGCACAGCAUAAUAGAAAUUAUGCAAGUCUUAAAUUUGAUAAUUGGCAGUACUUGCUACAAUUUCUGCGUUGAAACAGACGAACGCCGGAUCCGCGCAGCUGAGCGCGCCAUGACCGAGGAAGCUCAAGAAGCUCGUAGGCAGCAGACAUCAGCUCGGAAGGCCACAGAUGACGAGUAUAUAAAUGUAGAAGGUCAACUGUAUGGUGCAGGCAUUGCAGAUUAACGUCAGCCGGAAUCCUGCACACCGAUUGGACCGGCAUAGCGCAAAGAGUCAUCUUUGUCGCCAUCUACAGGAUAUUCUUUUAAGUAUUUUUUAAUUUAAAAAAUAUAUUUUAUAACUAAAAACUAUAAUAUAAUCAACCCUCAAAUCUGUUUUUUGAUUACUCUAUUCCUUAGAUGUGAAAAAAAAUUAAUGAAAAAGAGGAAAAAUUUCUUACGCAAAGGUGUUAUAACCCCUUAAGUAACGCGCCCUAUUUUUUAUGCUUGGCGCCCUCGGAUACUAUAAAUUAUAGUGAAAUUAUGGUUAUUUCGACUUUUUUUCAGUGAUAAUAUUAAUAAAUAUCUACCAAAAAGUUUUCAAAAAAUUAAUAAUUUUAAAUGUUAAUUAAUUCAUCGUUAGAUAAAACUGAAUCGCGAACCGAGAGACGGACGCUAAAACGGAUGUACAUCGGACAUAUUAGUUGGGCGCUCGUUACUUUUCACUCCAAUAGCCAUAACCCGAUACCCGUGUCGGUUCUCGCCACGAUAUCGAAAAACAAUCAGAAGCUCACACUAGCGCGUGUCUCGCGACCCUUCUGUAAUCACGCACUGUGUUCUUAGUGGGAGGCAGAAGAAAACACGGAAGAGAGAGCAUCCCCGCGUGACCUCGAGUUAAUUCUCAUCGUAUAUCCUCCCUUUCGAUACUUCCGGGUUCCCUUUAUCAAUUUCUCCGUCUCUUUCCCACUCACUCGCCCUUUCCGUUUCCUAUCUCCCGCGCUCCGCUUUCAGCGUCUCUCGUUUUCACGAGCACGCUCCUCAUUUCUACGGGCUUGAUCCGACGACGAGGAGAAAAAAAGCUCGAGAGUCAGGUGCCAGUUAUCGGGAAAGUCGAUAGUGAUAUGAAAUAUGGCUCUGUAAGGUAAUAGCGGCAUGCCGUCUUCCUUUUCUCGCAAACGCCGGAAUAACGUGUCUCGUUAACCACGCCGUCGUAUAUCUCCGGGAUUCUGAUCUCUUCUGCUUCGUAACGUUCCGCUCGGUAUGCUUAAACUUGAGCCGACCUAACAACUGUAUGCGAAAUAUGCGAGUGAGUGUCGAUACCGGAAUGCUAUGCCAGGAAAACGAGUACUUCGAAGCGCGUGCAUAAUCCGCGUCCCAAAACGCGACAAACUUCCAGCAGCGCUACUAAGUAAUGGAGCUUUAUUAGUCGUAGUACAAUUUCAAGUGGACUGAGCGAAUUGAUAGAAUUCUUGAAUGAGUUUAAGCUGACUUACACGAAACUAUCGACUUUAAUUGGCGAAACUUUCUUACUAACGUAAAAUGUUGAAUGCUCCGAAAUUCGAAAAGUUGUAACAAACGACGAUUCCACUCAACAGAAUUCGCUGAAAGAGAACUCACUGCACAUUUCGACGCUACGAGGAACAACGCCAGGUCGAUUUCCGUCAAUUCUAAGACCCUUAUAAAAUUUCUUUUACAAAAUUCUAUCUAUCUCGACAUAAUAUGUAUUUAAGAAUC